Strongylus vulgaris is the source of this 948-nucleotide messenger RNA. NCBI's taxonomy places the organism in Eukaryota, Metazoa, Nematoda, Chromadorea, Rhabditida, Strongylidae. The record is from the annotation of a GenBank genome assembly.
AUGUCAGAAGAUCGUAAACCUUGCGCUGAUGUUAAAUGUGAAGAAUACACACCUGGGUACCUAUCAACAAACCAAGCCUUUGACCCUCAAACUGCCUCAUUUUUCUAUGAAUCUGGAGAAUGUUCGGCCGCCACAAAUGAAUCGUCGUCGUCUUCACAUCGUACUGUGAAAGCUGAAUCUACAGAAAAACCGUUUAAAAUCGUCACCGUCAAGAAGGAAGUAGAGGAUUCCAAACCUCCACCGCAGCGCAUUCCGAGCAGGGAAUACUUAGAAGCCCAACGUCAGUACCAGCAAAACCUGCUUCAUAGACAACAGUAUCUCCUAACAUCAGGGGUGUCGCAAGACCACAAAGAGCAUCAAAAUGGGAGAGUAGCAGCCACACCAAAUUUUAUUCAAUUCCCUGGCGGAGCCUCUCUUCCUCCCAAUCAUUGCUAUCCCCAUACAGCCAUCUACCCCCAACAGCAUGCCGUUCACGCAAAUGUUCCUUACCCUGUGGUGGUUCCUGGAAGACCGCUUGGCAGUCGGGUUGCAGCAGUUCCACAGAGGCUUCCACCACAUAUGAUCAUGCAAUCGCGUUAUACUGCUGGAGUACAGCCAGCUCCUAAUUACGUUUCUCAAGGAAUUCCUAUGCGUCCUGGCGUACAAUAUCCAAAUGUGCCGGUAAGAUAUAUGCCAUAUGAAGGUGAAAUGGAAGCGCCCGUUUACAUCCCUGCUCAAGGCCAGGUUACCAUGCCACCGGGAACCGUUAUCUACACCCGAGAUGGAUGCCCUGUAGAAGGUGAGGAAGAAGAUGUGGGUACGAAGAGGAGAAGAACCGGUAAACGUAAAAAAGAAAAUGUUGACGACGAAUGGAACCAACAAAAAGAUGCUGUUGGCCCUACCGGACCACCUGCUCCUCUUACACAUGGAGAACUUUUGAAACAAAAGAAAAGAAACAUGGCGUUCCCG